Messenger RNA from Thunnus maccoyii (southern bluefin tuna), 1929 nucleotides. RefSeq names its product sialic acid acetylesterase (gene siae). Gene Ontology annotation, biological process: carbohydrate metabolic process. The coding region runs from base 121 to 1701 and encodes 526 amino acids. NCBI's taxonomy places the organism in Eukaryota, Metazoa, Chordata, Actinopteri, Scombriformes, Scombridae. The transcript is spliced from 10 exons. Gene Ontology annotation, molecular function: sialate O-acetylesterase activity. The record is from RefSeq and is a predicted model, not a curated record.
AACGAUGAGCUUCCUGACUCUUCCCCCCAGCUGACUGAACAAGCUGAACUGGCUCAGAAAUCAUAUGACUUCCUCAGGCACAAGUGCCCGGUGCUCUAUUGACGCAGGUCGUUCACUGACAUGGCGAUAACACUGUGUGCUGUUUUUCUACUUAUUGCUUCUAUUCACGCCUGUGAUGGACAACUUUCCUUUGCCUCCUACUACGGAGACCACAUGGUGCUGAAGAAGUCUCCAGAGAAAGCUGUGCUGUGGGGCUACGGCCCCGAGGGUGAAGAGGUCAUCCUCUUCUUGUUAGGACCGGUAAACCAGAAAACCUCAUCCACUGUGACAAAAGGCAUCUGGCGAGUCACCCUUGACCCCGUUGAGGCCGGUGGUCCCUACAAUGUGUCGGCAUUUAUUGGCAACAGCAUAGCCUCUCUGACAGAUGUGCUGUUUGGAGACGUUUGGCUGUGCGGAGGACAAAGCAACAUGCUCUUUGAAGUAUCUCAGCUUUUGAAUAAAUCAGAGGAGCUGGCCAUCGCAGAUAAGUAUCCUCAUGUGAGGACUUUCAUGGUGGCCUUGAACCGGAGUGACACUGAGCUGAAUGACCUGAUUGAGGUGAAGUUUCCCUGGUCUGUGCCCACAGCAAAUAAUCUUCCUGGGUUCUCUGCAGUGUGCUGGCUCUUUGGCCGUUACUUGUAUGAUUACCUGAAGUACCCAAUAGGAUUGGUGGAGUCGUGUUGGGGAGGCACGCCAAUCGAAGCGUGGUCAUCUUCGAGAGCACUGCAGUACUGUGGACUAAUGCCGACAGAAACCAACAUGUUUCCACCGCUCACCCACUUGGAGGACAAUUCUGUCAUGUGGAAUUCGACGAGCAUGUUUCCACCGCUCACCCACUUUGAGAACAAUUCUGUCAUGUGGAAUUCGAUGAUCCACCCGUUACUCAACAUGACCAUCAAAGGAGCAAUCUGGUACCAAGGAGAGGCAAAUACAGUAUAUCAUGAAGACCAGUACAACUGUUCUUUCCCUGCUAUGAUUGAUGAUUGGAGGAUGGCGUUUCACAAGGGCUCAGGAGGGCAGACCGCUAUCGACUUCCCCUUCGGAUUUGUCCAACUGUCCACUAACCAAAAAAGCGCCAUAUAUGAUGGCUUUCCAGACAUCCGUUGGCACCAGACAGCCGACACAGGCUUUGCCCCAAACUUUCGGAUGAAGAGGACAUUCAUGGCUGUGGCUAUGGAUUUGCCGGAUGAAAAAUCACCCUACGGCACGAUCCAUCCCCGUGACAAGCACGAUGUAGCUAACAGACUGACAUUGGGAGCAAAGGCAGUGGCUUAUAAUGACAAGGACGUGUCCUUCCUCGGACCAUUUCCCAGCCAAAUCAUGUCCUCUAAAAUGUUUGUCAGCAUUACCUACAACCAGACAGUCUUUGUCAAACCAUCUAAAGACAUCUUUGAGAUCUGUUGCUCGGAGAGUUUAGCUCCAUGUGGGCCUAAGUCCAACUGGGUUCCAGCUCCCAUCAUCCUGUGGGAUCAUACUACCGUUGAGUUAGCUGCCAUUUAUUGUCCACAUACUGAUAAAGUAGUUGCUCUUCGAUAUGCAUGGAGAGACUGGCCCUGUGACUUUAAAGCCUGUCCAAUCUAUAGUGCCACUAGUAAUUUACCUGCACCUCCAUUUGUUAUUAACCGCAAAACAGCCAAAGGAACCAUUUGGAAAAAGCACUGAACCAGAAACUAAUUGUCACUCUGGCAAGAAACAAACCACUUUUGGAAAUUUGCCAUUAAAAAAUGCCUAUAAAACACUCUACACUGUUAAAACCAAUGUCAAUAAUUGCUGGACUGUAUGAAUAUAGUAGAUCAUGACAGAAUGUUUUAUUUGAACAAAUGUUUAUAGCACAAAUGAGUCCUUUCGACUUGUAUCAUUUGCACAAAUAAAUGACAAAUCAACAAUUAA